AUGCUUUUCCGAAAUCGUUUUUUGUUGCUGCUGGCCUUGGCUGCUUUACUAGCCUUUUUGAGCAUCAGUCUGCAAUUCUUUCACUUAACACCAGUAACACCAGUCAAUAAUGGCAUGAGUGGUAAAAAUCGCAAGAGAAUAAUGCCUGAUCCAUUGACUGAACCUCCUGUGGUAGAUCCUAUUCAUGAAGCUCGUAUUUACUGCAAUAUUCCAAGCAUUACUGAACGUAGUGCAGAAGGUCAUGCACCUUACUAUUUCAAGCUAGUAUCUGUUCAUGUGUUAAUUCGUCAUGGAGAUAGAUACCCACUUUAUGCCAUUCCUAAAACAAAGAGACCAGAAAUUGACUGUACCUUGGUUUCUAAUAGGAAACCAAACCAUCCUAAACUUGAAGCUUUCAUCAAUCACAUGUCAAAAGCAUCUGAAGGCUUGAUGGAAGGCACUCUCAGUACCUUGCCUCUUUAUCCCAGUCAUUCAUUGUGUGAAAUGGGAGAACUCACACAGACAGGUGUUGUUCAGCAUUUGAAAAAUGGACAGCUGUUACGAGACAUUUAUUUAAAGAAACACAAACUCCUUCCAAAAGAUUGGACCACAAAGCAUCUUUAUUUAGAGACAACUGGAAAAAGUCGAACUCUCCAAAGUGGUUUGGCCUUGCUCUAUAGUCUUCUCCCAGAUUUUGAUUGGAAGAAAAUUAACUUUAGGCACCAGUGGAGCACCAUCUUCUGUUCUGGAAAUUGUGAUUGCCCAAUGAGAAAUCAAUAUCUAGAAAAAGAACAACGCCGCCAAUACCUCUUGCGUGUUAAAAAUAACCAGUUAGAAAACACUUAUGUGGAAAUGGCAAAAAUAGUGGGCAUUCCCACGAGGCAACUAAGAGCUGCUAACCCCAUAGAUUCUAUGUUAUGCCACUUUUGCCACAAUGUCAGUUUUCCUUGUACCAAAAAUGGCUGCAUUGACAUAGAGCAUUUUAAAGUUAUUAAAACACAUCAGAUAGAGGAUGAGAGAGAGAGACGUGAGAGGAAACUUUAUUUCAAGUAUGCACUACUUGCCUCUCAUCCUGUACUUAACCAGACAGUCAGCCGGAUGCUGCGUAUUGCAGAAGGCAAGAAGGAAGAGAUUUUUGUUCUUUAUUCUGCUCAUGAUGUCACUUUGUCACCAGUUCUCAGUGCCUUGGGUAUUACUGAAGCCAGGUUUCCAAGAUUUGCUGCCAGAUUGGUCUUUGAACUGUGGCAAGAUGGAGAAAGACCUGCUGAUCAUUUUAUCCGCAUUCUUUAUAAUGGAGUUGAUGUCACAUUCCAUACCUCUUUUUGCCAGGAACACCACAAACAUUCCAACAAGCCUAUGUGUCCUCUUGAAGAUUUUGUUCACUUUGUCAAAAGGGAUAUGUUUUCGGUCUUAAAUAGUAGUAGUUAUUAUGAUGCAUGUCACAGAAAAACAUUUUAA
Molecule: messenger RNA, 1437 nt
Organism: Gracilinanus agilis (Agile Gracile Mouse Opossum)
Lineage: Eukaryota; Metazoa; Chordata; Mammalia; Didelphimorphia; Didelphidae
Gene: PXYLP1
Product: 2-phosphoxylose phosphatase 1
Exons: 5
Coding region: 1-1437 (478 amino acids)
Biological process (GO): glycosaminoglycan biosynthetic process; chondroitin sulfate proteoglycan biosynthetic process; dephosphorylation
Cellular component (GO): Golgi apparatus
Molecular function (GO): phosphatase activity
Source: RefSeq, a predicted model, not a curated record